Messenger RNA from Prunus armeniaca (apricot), 456 nucleotides. The record is from the annotation of a GenBank genome assembly. Lineage: Eukaryota; Viridiplantae; Streptophyta; Magnoliopsida; Rosales; Rosaceae.
AUGAAUGUGGUCAAAAUCAAUGACGUCGAGUAUAAUGUUCUGGAUGGUGAUUUGAACGGUCUGGUGCACUUGCAAAACCGUAGUUGUACAUGCAGGAAGUUUGACUUGGAGCAACUCCCGUGCAAGCACGCUAUUGCGGUAUGUCGGCACUUGAAAUUGAACCCCUACUCCUUUGCCUCUUCUUAUUAUACACGAGCUACAUGGGCAGCUGCAUAUGCUGAAUCUAUUUAUCCUGUACCACCUGAAGGCACAUGGGUUAUUCCCCAAAAUUUGAAGAAGGUCAAAAUCCUCCCUCCUCUUUGUAAUGUUAUGCCGGGCCGUCGCAAAACGCAAAGAAUAGCUUCGAGAGGAGAGGAGUCCCGUCAAAAAAAAUGCUCAAGGUGUGGUGUGAAGGGCCACUACCGAAGUACAUGCAAACAAUCUGUCCCUCUCACCAACAAGCAGCACGUUGCGUAG